AUGCACUCAAGUGUUGAGGUGCCCCCGAACACCCCUGUUGCCAGCAACCACAACAACAGUCCCGGAAACACAGGUUCUCAGUAUGCCUUGUGUGCCCUGGGGGUGGGACUGGUGGCCCUGGGCAUUGUCAUGAUCGUGUGGACUGUGGUGCCUUCCGACAUGGCCGGGAACAACAGCAGUGGCACCGGAGGAGGGAACCCGAAACCGGACACUAGGGGGAGGACUUCAUCGGUGGCCUUUGUGCUGGUCGGGGCUGGGGUGGCCAUGCUCCUGCUGUCCCUGUGCCUGGGGAUGAGGAACAAGCAGCGGGAGCAGCAGGCGCUCCUAGAGGCCCAGGCUCUGGGGGCAGGCAACGUAGCUGCCAGUGAGGAGGAUGGAGAGAUGUGAGUACUGUAGCUACUGAGUUAGUUAUUGAGCUAAUUAAUGACCUCAGCAGGUUUGUUUUCUCAGGGUUCAGUGCAGGGGUGGGCGAUCUCUUUAUUACUUUACUAACCUUUUGACUGCUCCUAGAUGUUUAACAUCGCAUUAUGCACACCAGAUGACGCCAUCAGUGUUUCCGGAUGAUGUCAUCUGAAACACUUAUUUCUAUCUUUUUGAAUACAAAACAUAAUAAAAACUUGCCAUUCUCAUAUUUAUUGAUGUUGGGGUGGUGCUGGAGAUGAUGAAUAUUGCCCUUUAAUCUACGAGGGCUGGUGUAUAGGAGCAGGUUUUGGUGUCUGCCAAUGCUCUAACACAUGUUCAGCUGAUUCAACUACAUUGAACAAAAAUAUAAACGCAACAUGUAAAGUGUUUGUCCCAUGUUUCAUGAGCUGAAAUAAAAUAUCCCAGAAAUGUUCCAUACACAUACAAACCUUAUUUACAGUGCAUUCUGAAAGUAUUCAGACCCCUUGACUUUUUCCACAUGUUAUGUUACAGCCUUACAAAAAUGGAUACAAUUGGUUUUUUCCCUCAUCAAUCUACACACAAAACUCCAUAAUAACAAAGCAAAAACAGGUCUGUAUCAAUCUUUGCAAAAAUAAAACCUGAAAUAACACAUUUACAUAAGUAUUCAGACCCUUUACUCUUUGUUGAAGCACCUUUGGCAGUAAUUACAGCCUCAAGUCUUCUUGGGUAUGACGCUACAAGCUUGGCACACCUAUAUUUGGGGAGUUUCUCCCAUUCUUCUCUGCAGAUCCUCUCAAGCUCUGUUAGGUUGGAUGGGGAGCGUCGCUGCAUAGCUAUUUUCAGGUCUCUCCAGAAAUGUUCGAUCGGGUUCAAGUCCGGGCACUGGCUUGGCCACUCAAGGACAUUCAGAGACUUGUUCCGAAGCCACUCCUGCGUUGUCUUGGCUGUGUGCUUAGGGUCGUUGUCCUGUUAGAAGGUGAAACCUCGCCCCAGUCUGAGGUCCUGAGCACUCUGGAGCAGAUUUUCAUCAAGGAUCUCUAUAUACUUUGCGCCGUUCAUCUUUCCCUCGAUCCUGACAAGUCUCCCUGUCCCUGCUGCUGAAAAACAUCCCAACAGCAUGAUGCUGCCACCACCAUGCGUCACCGUAGGGAUGGUGGCAGGUUUCUUCCAUGGUCUGAGAGUCCUUUAGGGGCCUUUUGGCAAACUCCAAGCGGGCUGUCAUGUGUCUUUUACUGAGGGGUGGCUUCCGUCUGGCCACUCUACCAUAAAUGCCUGAUUGGUGGAGUGCUGCAGAGAUGGUUAUCCUUCUGGAAUGUUCUCCCAUCUCCACAGAGGAACUCUGAAGCUCUGUCAGUGUGACCGUCGGGUUCUUGGUCACCUCCCUGACCAAGGCCCUUCUCCCCCAAUUGCUCAGUUUGGCCAGGCAGCCAGCUCUAGGAAGAGGUGGUGGUUCCAAACUUUUUCCAUUUAAUAAUAAUGGAGGCCACUGUGUUCUUGGGGACCUUCAAUGCUGCAAAAAUGUUUUGGUACCCUUCCCCAGAUCUGUACCUCGAUACAAUCCUGUCUUGGAGCUCUACGGACAAUUUCUUCGACCUCAUGGCUUGGUUUUUACUCUGACAUGCACUGUCAACUGUGGGAACUUAUAUAGACAGGUGUGUGCCUUUCCAAAUAAUGUCCAAUCAAUUGAAUUUACCACAGGUGGACUCCAAUCAAGUUGUAGAAACAUCUCAAGGAUGAAACAGGAUGAACCUGAGCUCAAUUUCGAGCCUCAUAGCAAAGGUCUGAAUACUUAUGUAAAUAAGGUAUUUCUGGGGUUUUUAUUUGAUAUAAAUUUGCAACAUUUUCAAAAAAAACUGUUUUUACUUUGUCAUUAUCGGGUAUUGUGUGUAGAUUGAGGAUUUUUGUAUUUAUUUAAUCAAUUUUUAGAAUAAGGCUGUAACAAAAUGUGGAAAAGGGGAAGGGGUCUGAAUACUUUCCGAAUGCACACAUUUGUUUACAUCCCUGUUAGUGAGCAUUUCUCUUUUGUCAAGAUAAUCCAUCCACCUGACAUGUGUGGCAUAUCAAGAAGCUGAUUCAACAGCAUUAUCAUUACACAGGUGCACCUUGUGCUGGGGACAAUAAAAGGCCACUAAAUGUUCAGUUUUGUCACACAACACAGUGCCACAGAUGUCUCAAGUGUUGAGGGAGGUUGCAAUUGGCAUGCUGACUGCAGGAAUGUCCACCAGAGAUGUUGCCAGAGAAUUGAAUGUUAAUUUCUCUACCAUAAGCCGCCUCCAACAACGUUUUAAACAAUUUGGCAGUACGUCUAACCGGCCUUACAACCACAGACCACGUGUAACCACGCCAGCCCAGGACCUCCACAUCCAGCUUCUUCACCUGUGGGAUCGUCUGAGACCAGCUACCCGGACAGCUGAUGAAACUGUGGGGUUGCACAACCGAAGAAUUUCUGCACAAACUGUCAGAAACCGUCUCAGGGUAGCUCAUCUGCGUGCUCGUCAUCCUCACCGGGGUCUUGACCUGACUGCAGUUUGGCAUCAGUGGGCAAAUGCUCACCUUCGAUGGCCACUGGCAUGCUGGAGAAGUGUGCUUUUCACGGAUGAAUCCCAGUUUCAACUGUACCGGGCAGAUGGCAGACUGCGUGGUUUGCUGAUGUCAACAUUGUGAACAGAGUGCCCCAUGGGGACGGUGGGGUUAUGGUUUGGGCAGGCAUAAGCUACAGACAACGUACACAAUCACAUUUUAUCGAUGGCAAUUUGAAUGCACAGAGAUAUCUUGUUGAGAUCCUGAGGCCCAUUGUCGUGCCAUUCAUCCGCCGCCACCACCUCAUGUUUCAGAAUGAUGAUGCACGGCCCCAUGUCGCAAGGAUCUGUACACAAUUCCUGGAAGCUGAAAAUGUCCCAGUUCUUCCAUGGCCUGCACACUCACCAGACAUGUCACCCAUUGAGCAUGUUUGGGAUGCUCUGGAUGGCUGUGUAUGACAGCGUGUUCCAGUUCCCGGCAAUAUCCAGCAACUUCCCACAGCCAUUGAAGAGGAGUGGGACAACAUUCCACAGGCCACAAUCAACAACCUGAUCAACUCUAUGCGAAGGAGAUGUGUCGCGCUGCAUGAGGCAAAUGGUGGCCACACCAGAUACUGACAGAUUUUCUGAUCCAUGCCCCUUCCUUUUUUUAAGGUAUCUGUGACGAACAGAUUCAUAUCUGUAUUCCCCAGUUAUGUGACAUACAUAGAUUAGGAUCUAAUGAAUGUAUUUAAAUUGACCCAUUUCCUUAUGAACUGUAACUUAGUAAAUUCUUUGAAAUUGUUGCAUGUUGCGUUUUAUUUUUGUUCACUGUGGUUAGUUGAUUAGUUCGAUCAUGUGAAUGUCUUUGCUUUGGCUGGAGCAAAAGCCAGCACCCACACUGGUCCUUUGCUAUUUACAUUGCUUACCCAUGUUUUAGUGCUUCUUUGAAUUUCUCUGCAGUGCUUUGUUAAGUAACUUUUCAGUUCAAGCCCCAUGACGUAAACCCCACAUAACCUGUUUUAUUUGGGCACCUGUUGCAAUAAAGCCAUGUGAAGCCAUCAGGACUGUAUUUAACAGCACACACUGCAUAGCCUACAGUACACAGUAUCAACAAUAUAGAAGACAAACACAAUCCAUUCUGAAAGCGCAUAGUUACUCAUGUCUGUCUGUGUGUUUCUGUAUGAAUGUCAACAGGGCAGAGGAUCGAGCCCAGAGGUACACUGUGCCCAGCUACGAGGAAGUGGUAGGCAGUGGCGAGUACCCCAUACGCCAGAGCAACUUGCGCCACAGCUCCUCCCAGCUGCCUUCUUACGACGACCUGGUGGACGGUGUGCAGAUUGAGCUGGAAGGGUCAGAGGUCACCCAGACGACACCCGCUUCCGCUAACCCUGCCUCCUCCGCUGCUGCUGCUCCUAACCGCCGCACUGGGCGAACAAGUCUCAAGCUCCUUCCCCUUAAGAUCCGGAGGAUUAAAUCGGAGAAGCUCUUUAUGGAUAACUCUCAGCCACCGGGAGGGAUCAGUAUUGAGCCGCUCACUCCACCACCAAUGUAUGAGGAUAAAGCGCCCGAGCUCUGAGACUUGGCACCUUCUAGGUUUCAAAGCAGGCAACUGCAGCCACUGCGGUCCACUAUGCGUGGAUUGGUUGUGCAGUGCUACUAUAGAUGUGAUCAGAUGGCCCUUGUCAUGCAUCCGUGGCUAAAUAAUCUCGAUGACACUUGUCAUGCCUACCUGGCUGAGGACUUUUCUUUAGACCUGCAACUCAAGGGCAGUGAACACAGUUCCAAACGUGGGGCACUGGGAUUUGACUAGAACUUUGGGUCAACACUAAUGUUGCUGGACAGAGGGAACACAUCCGAGUUCCGACUGAUUUACAAGGACAUUGAAGCUUACAGGGACAUUGAAGCUCGGUUCAAAGGAUCAAUAUUAUUGGGGGAAAUACUCAGCUUUGUCUUUGAUGCCUUUGUUACUUUACAACAAAUACUUACUCUGGUCCAAAUCUCCUUUGUAUGCAGUUGACCAUACUUUGUUAUGUUCAUCUGUCUGCUAUAUUAUUUAAAGUUCCUUCUUCAUCCUCAGUCCAGUCAGCCACGUGUGCUAUAUGUAUUAGUAUUAUUCAUGUCUAAGUUUUGUAUUCUGUACAGCAACUUAGACAGCUACUCCUCACAUUUUGGGAGAGGUGUUAUUUGGCGACUGACUCAAUGGCCGUCUUACUCAGACAGUGUUUGUGUGUUGCUGCCUGUGUUGCUCGUCAAUAGAGGACAAUUGAGAGAGCGAGAGAGAGAGACCAAGGCUCUUGAGAGAGCGAGAGAGAG
This is a messenger RNA of Coregonus sp. 'balchen', 5198 nucleotides long. Lineage: Eukaryota; Metazoa; Chordata; Actinopteri; Salmoniformes; Salmonidae. The record is from the annotation of a GenBank genome assembly.